Eriocheir sinensis (Chinese mitten crab) is the source of this 1087-nucleotide messenger RNA. RefSeq lists its product as uncharacterized. The transcript has 5 exons. Lineage: Eukaryota; Metazoa; Arthropoda; Malacostraca; Decapoda; Varunidae. Bases 372 to 926 code for a protein of 184 amino acids. The record is from RefSeq and is a predicted model, not a curated record.
GAGGAAGGUGUUGGAGGGAAGGAUGGGAGGACAGGAUGAAGGCAACUGCACCACAAAGGAAGUGUAGGAAAGGGAUAUGUGAGGGGGAAGAGGAGCCAGUAAGGUCACGUCACUAAAGGUCCUCUCCUGCAGGUGGCGCCGGCGGAGUGCGCAUCGCCAAGCUGGACGUGCCCGCCGUGGCCCUCGAGGGGGACGACGUGCACCUCCGCUGUGACUACGAGGACGAGGGCGGCUCCAGCCUCUACACCCUCAAGUGGUACAAGGACAACCAGGAGUUCUUCAGACACCAGCCAGGCCGCCACAGGGACAGCGACGACCGGUGCAGCGACCACCACACCUACCACGUGGAGGGCGUCAGCGUGGACUGCUGGAUGUCGACGGAGCGCGACGUGGUGCUGCAGGCCGUGACGAAGGCCACCUCGGGAGACUACCAGUGCGAGGUGAUCGGCGACCACCCCAACUUCAGGAAGGAAGCCAACAAGGCGCGGCUCACCAUCUUCUCUGAGGCUCUGGAGGCGCCACUGCUGCAGGGCGCCGAGGACUCCUACUCCCUGCUGGACUACGUGACCCUCAACUGCUCCUCCCUCAACACGGAGUACAGGCCGGAGCUCACCUGGCUCAUCAACGGCCACCCCGCCAACCAGAGUCUGGUGCGGCAGGUGGACUCGAGGACCUACGCGCUGAUGUUCCAGGUGCGCCCCGAACAUUUCCGACGAGGCGAGAUCAACGUGGAGUGCAUGACCUCGCUCGGCCGUGAACACCAGCAGUCCGCCGUCGUCCAGCUGCCCAACCGUGACGGACCGAGUGUCAAGGGUUACUUCUACAACACAGGUCGGCGUGUUGAAGGCAGCCGCGUCACCCUUCUAGUGGGCACCCUCAUCGCCGCCUUGUCCCCGCUGCGCACCCUCGCCUGGCCUGCCCUCUAAACACACUAUUUGUACACCCUGCCCAUCCUCCUCCUCCUCCUCCUCUCUCUCCUCCUCCUCCUUCUCCUCCUCCUCCUCCUCCUCCUCCUCCUCCUCCUCCUCCUCCUGCUCCUCCUCCUCUCGCUCACCAUGUAUAUGUGUAAAUAAAUGUUUAAAAUGUA